Messenger RNA from Labrus mixtus (cuckoo wrasse), 5545 nucleotides. RefSeq names its product WSC domain containing 2 (gene wscd2). The record is from RefSeq and is a predicted model, not a curated record. Gene Ontology annotation, molecular function: sulfotransferase activity. The transcript is spliced from 10 exons. Bases 1092 to 2786 code for a protein of 564 amino acids. NCBI's taxonomy places the organism in Eukaryota, Metazoa, Chordata, Actinopteri, Labriformes, Labridae.
GAAAGCCCGCCUCACACCCCAACACACACACACACACACACACACUGUGACCUGAACAGCUGAGUGGAGCGAGGGCAACGAAGAAGAGCGGACUGUGUGUUUUAGACGGCUGAGCUUACAGAGUGGUUAACGCACUCCCUCCUCCUCCUCCUCCUCCUCCUCCUCCUCCUCUGACUGAAGGCUAGAAGUGCGCAGCGGGGUUUAUCUGCGGUAACGGACAGUAGAUUACUGAGCGGCGCGAGGAGACACCACGAGCUAAUAAGCUUGAUAAAAUGACGUGACGAAUCUGCGGAUGAUCGGAGAGAGAGAGAGAGAGAGAGAGAGAACCUAACGGAGAGCAAUGUUGCUGUUUGUGUUGAAUGGCUGAAUGACCGCGGAGAUGAGACAUCAUGCCUGCGCCCGAGAGGUGACCAUCCUCGGCUGAGUUUUCGUCCUGUGCAGCGCAACACCAAGAAGACCCUCAUGAAGCCUGCAGCUCCUCACUCCUCUCCUAGACAUCUUGGAUCCCACUGAGAGGUCGCUACAUGUUUCCAGGGUUCAGUUUCCCCUCCACGAUGGUGAGUCACGCCCUCUCUCUCCAGGAUCGUCUCGGUGAAUAGCCGGCCAUUCAAGACGAAAAGGGAUCUCGGUUCACCUGUUGAAUAAAGCCCUCCUCCUUCUGCACAGCGUGGGAGAGGGUGCCGCCGCUGAGCCGGUGGAGCAUCUCUGCAGGCUGAUAACCGGCGUGAAAGCGGCGCUGAGCGAUCAUCUUUCACUCUGAGCUACUCACCUUUCACGCGGCGGACCCCGAGCCGGCUCUCAGGGCUGGACUGUCAGCGGGAAGGCAGCGAGACUCUCAUGUAGACGGGGGUCAGCCGAGGCGCACAGAGGACAGGUGUAAAACAUCUUCUUCAUGAGACUGAGGAGGCUCACAUGUUUGGAUGACCUCCACACUGGAUUUAAACACUUGAGCUGAUUUUUUGUCUUCUCAUUUGGAGGUUGGGGCCCAGUGGGGCUGUGCGGUGGGAGAACAAGGAGAGCCGGUGUUGAUUCUUCUGCUUUAUGAGUUUUCACCACAGGGACAGUGUUUCUGAGCGGCAGGGGGAGCCAGCAUGGCCAGGCCUCUGCUGAAGAUACAGCGCUACUUCCGCAGGAAACCCGUGCGGUUCUUCUCCCUCAUCCUCCUCUACCUGACGGCCGGCAGCCUCGUCUUCCUGCACUCUGGCUUUGUCGGGGACAGCGGCUCGGGAGGCAGAGGGGGCCGCGACUCCGUGGUGGCUUCGGGGACCUCGGCGUCCGACGCCCGGGGGCUCAGCAUCAUGAGCCGAGUGUUUAAGGAGACGCGCAGGUCCGGUCGGAGGUACGGGCCCCCGUGGAUGAAAAGGGCCAGGCACGAGGGGGGCGAGAAGCCGCGCAGGGGGGGGGACUACACCAGCAACUGGAACCGUGCACUUAAAGGACGCAAUGCCAAAGACGUGGACGACGGAAGAGCUAAAUAUAUCGGCUGUUACGUGGACAACACACAGAAGAGAGCGCUGAGAGGAGUUUCCUUUUUCGACUACAAAAAAAUGACCGUGUUUCGUUGCCAGGACAACUGUGCAGAAAGAGGCUACAUGUACGCAGGCCUGGAGUUUGGAGCAGAGUGUUACUGCGGUCAUAAGAUCCAGGCGCCCAACGCUUCAGAGAGCGAGUGUAACAUGGAGUGUAAAGGAGAGAAGAGCAACCAGUGUGGAGGAGCCAACCGGCUGUCCAUCUUCAGGCUGGAGCUGAGCCAGGAGUCUGCACGCCGCUAUGGCAGCGCUAUUUUCAAAGGAUGCUUCCACCGACCUGACAACGUCACUCUGGCACUUCCUCUCAGCGCCGUCAUCCUGAACAUGUCCGUGGAGAAGUGUGUGGACAUGUGCACAGAGAGGGAGAAAACGCUGGCCGUGCUGGCUGGAGAUCGAUGUCUCUGUGGCUUCCCGACUCCUCUCUUCUCGCUCCAUGAGCUGGAGGACGAGAGCAUGUGUCUGCACCGCUGCCCCGGGGAGGAGUUUGAGAGCUGCGGGAAUGACGAGUACUUUGUGGUGUACCAGACGCAGGUUCAAGAUAACCGCUGCAUGGACCGCCACUUCCUGUCCACUCGUGCCAAGCAGCUGGUGGCCCUCGCCAGUUUCCCCGGGGCCGGAAACACGUGGGCUCGCCACCUCAUAGAGCUCGCCACCGGCUUCUACACCGGCAGCUAUUACUUUGACGGAUCGCUUUACAACAAAGGGUUUAAAGGGGAGCGGGACCACUGGAGGAGCGGCAGGACGGUCUGCAUUAAGACGCAUGAGAGCGGCAAGAAGGAGAUCGAAGCCUUUGACUCCAGCAUCGUCAUGAUCCGCAACCCGUACAAAGCCCUCAUGGCAGAGUUUAACAGGAAAUAUGGCGGCCAUAUUGGAUUUGCAUCCCAGGCACACUGGAAAGGAAAAGAGUGGCCUGAGUUUGUGAGGAACUACGCUCCCUGGUGGGCGUCCCACACGCUGGACUGGCUGACCUACGGGAGGAACGUCCAAGUGGUCCACUUUGAGGACCUGAAGAGGGACCUGUUCAGCCAGCUGAAAGGGAUGGUCCAGUUUCUGGGACUGAAGGUUUCUGAGGACCGCCUGCUCUGCGUGGAGGGCCAGAAGGACGGGAACUUCAAGCGAUCGGGGCUACGGAAGCUGGAAUACGACCCGUACACUCCUGAAAUGCGAGCGAACAUCGACGAACUGAUCAGAACAGUCAACGCCGCCUUGAAGAAGAGAAAGAUGUCAGGAGUUCCAGAGGAGUACAUGCCGAGAUGAUACACGUGAUCUCUUUGGAUUCGCUUUUCUUCCUCGUUUAUUUGGACUGUUCUGACAGCGGACUCGUAGUUAGUAGGACGACACAACGUCUAUAGUUCUUUCUUUGAUUCUUCUCUGAAGUCACAUAGGUUGCAGCGGUAGAGAGAAGAAAACAGACUCUUCUUUUUCCUCUUUGUUUCAUUUUUUAUUCAUCUUUUUCCAUUUGUUUCUUAACCUCCAGCAGCUUUAUGCGUUCAUAUACAAAGCCGGUUUGAACUUUAUACUUUUUGUGUUUGAAUGAAAAGCACUUCUUAUCCUGCUCUAUGCACAUGUGCUGUUUGGGCGUGUGCACAUGCCUUAACACACUGAAGGUACAUUAGCUGUGACUGCAGACUGUGCUGGGUGAUUCGUUGCCAGUGAACCAAACAUUUGACCCAAAAAAAAAAAAAGAUAUUACUCAAGACUUCAGAGUGUGAUCUAUGAGCUUAUAUUUUGCAAAGGAGAAAUGAUAAUUAUGAAUAAUCAAAACGUUUAAAGUGUACUAAUCUUCUGCUGCUAUACAGUUACAGAUCAAUACUAUUUUCUAUGUAACUUUACUGUCAAUGUAAAACACUUUACCCUUUGUCAGAGGGGUGACGCUUAGGGAUGUAACGAUUCCUCAAAAUACAUUUUUAAAAUCGAUGUAAAUAUGGACGAUUUAGAUCAAUUUGACAAAAAAAUAUACAUUGCAAUACUUCUUUUAACCAGCAGAGGGUGUAAUCUGCUCGUGGCUUCUCUUCAUUAGCUGAUGCAUUAGCACUUAUCAAUGUCACUUUUUAUAAAGAAACAAUAUGCAUUGUUUUAUUCGAAUCUAAACAACCUCAAAAUGAGUCAUUAUUUAUAUUUAGAAGAAAGGGCGCUCCUGAGCUGGUGGGGGUUCGGUGUCCUAGAGCAAGUGCGCAGGAAGUGAACUGGCACUUCUCCAGCUACCAGACCAAUUGACAGACUUGGUUUACACUAGGACUUGAUCGGGCGACCCUCCAGUUCCCAACCCAAGUCCGUAAAGAAUGGGGCUACUGCCGCCCACAAGUUACGCAACGAUCAGGUCAGAUCGUUAAAAAACUAUUUUUAUGGCAGUUUUUUCGCAAAUUUUCACACAGAAUCGAGUUGUAAAGUGUUGAUAUUUCAUAAUGUGCGGUUACUUUGUUUCAAACACUAAUCCAACCAUUCUCUGUUUCAUCUCCCCGUGUCUUCUUAAAAAAAAGCUCCGAUCCGCGACAAAGACCCGCGAUCCGAUCGAUCCAACUGUGAGAUGUCUGAUCCCUUGCACCUCUGCUGAUUUUAUGUGGGGAGGAGAGAGUGGGGGGCAGACCUGCAGCAACGGGCCGAGGUUGGUUUAGAACCCACAGCCGCCGUUCUGAUGACUAUAGCCUCUGAACAUGGGCCGUGCUUCAUAACCGUUAGGCUAUCUGCCGCCCCACCACUUCUUAUUUUUAUUAAGUGAAUUAGGAAAAUUGUUAUUUUGCCUUCUCAGAGAAUUGAAAUAAAAAAAUCAUGUUUAUUCAGAAAAUUUGUAUCAAGACACGUAUCUUGAUAGGUAUUGUACUGUGAAUUGAGUGUAUCGUUACAUCCCUGGUGAAAAUGCAAUAUGCAGGCUAUAACUACCUGAAAAUGAUACUGUGUGUUUCUGAGUUGUUUUAGUUCUUCAGCCUGUCGUACUCGAGAGGAGGACUCGGUUCUCAGCUCUUCGAAAUUCAAGAAGAGGAAUAAUCCGUCUUGAAGGCACUGACUCCACGAGCCGAGAGGAUUUCUCUAAACAGCAUUUAUUUAUCUCUGGUGUGCGGUGCACAUGGUGAAGAAUCUGCUUUGGUUUUUUUUUUCUUAACACUGGACUCGAUGCAGAAAUCCAAAAAGCGCUUCACUGUGCGACUCUUUCCCCAAAGAUCACUGAGGAUCAGGCGUUACGCUCGUGUUGUAGAUCAGAAGUUUAGCUUAGUGAUCGUUCCAGGUUUAAUUUACGUCAUCAUACAGAAUGUUAAAACUUUAUAGUGAGAAGAGCUUUGAAACAGUUCAGACCCGUUUAUAAAUGUCCGUUUAUCAUUUUUAAAAUUCUCAGGCCUCGUCCGCAUGUAGGCGGGUAUUUUUGAAAACUGAGGUUUUUCUCUGCGUUUUGGUCUUGAAGCGUUUUAGGUCACUGAAAACGCACCUUUUAGAAAACUCCAUUCAGGGUGAAGAUGUUCAGGAACUCUGUUUGCGAGAACAUUUUAGCAUGUCAUGGACAUCGUUUUUGACUUGGCGUGCUCAUGACAGCCGUUUUGCGUUUUCAUGUUGACCAAGCUGUAUUUGAGAAGCGGGAUUAUUUUUCUGAAACGGAGGAGAUUAAAAACUACCCGCCUACAUGUGGACCGGGCCUCAGAUUCCAUAAGCAGCACGUCUCAUAAUGGUACUCGGUGUGCUCCGCCAUAUGCUUAAAAGUAAAUGGUUAUAUUAAUAAAUAAAGACGUGAAUAUAUAAAAGAUUAAAAACACUGGUGACUGAAAGCCGGGAAACAUGAACUGACUUCCAUUUUUCGGGAUAAUAUGAAUAUAUUUUUAUAGCGUGUGCUGACACAUCAACGAUAUUUGUAUUGCAGCGAGCAAACGGGAAAAAAGUUCUUUCUAUUUUUAACACAUGCUUUAAACUUUAUUGGUCUCCUGCUUUCAUGGACAAGCUGACACUUUGUGAACACGGGUGUCAAAACUGAAUGUAUUUUCUAUGGAUGAAUGUAAAGUGAUAAGGCCCAAUAAAGGAGUACAUGAUGA